UAAAGCCACCGUAUCAGUAUUCCCAUCCCAUUCCUCUCUUCCUCUUCACUUCUUUCUCUUCACCCAACCCAACCUUCUCUGCUCUCUUCUCUCUGCUCUCUUCAUCCACCACCUACGCAACACAAUGGAAUCCACGCACACCCAAACGACGUCGGUUUGGACGGACGAGAAGCACCUUCACUUCCUCAACACCAUGGAAGCCUCCUUCGUCCGCACAAUGCUCCACCACUACGCCGUCCUUUCCUCCCACUCUCCUCUCCGCCUCGACCGCUACCUCCCCGACACCUCCGAAUCCACCUUGGAUUCCAAGCCCAAUCGGAGGCCCAAGAAACAUGCUUCUGCACCCCCAGAUUCAAUGGGUCCUACUCCCAGGGGCAGAAGAUCGAAGAGGAGAUCGUCUCAUUCCCACCCUCACCUACACAGAUCCUUGGUGGAGCAGGCCGUAGCAGAACUAGAAAAUGGAAGAGAAAGUGGUGGUCCCGUCGUUGUAGGAGAGGAUGAUGCAAAACCAAUAAAUAAUGUUUAGGGGUACCUAAUCUCACAGCACACAAAGAUUCAUGGAUUUUCUUUUUUCUUUAUAUUAUAUAUUUUUUCUCUCACUCUGCUUUCUAAUUUUUCUCUUGUUUUAACUUCUAUUCAAGUUAUAGUGUAUUUUUAUUUCUAAGGAUUAUAUUAAAAAGAUAUUAUUGUGAUAAGAGGAUAUUAAAUACAUAAAAGUCCCUUAUGCAUCAA
Messenger RNA from Vigna angularis (adzuki bean), 732 nucleotides. RefSeq lists its product as uncharacterized. Gene Ontology annotation, biological process: regulation of circadian rhythm; response to cold. The transcript is spliced from 3 exons. The record is from RefSeq and is a predicted model, not a curated record. Lineage: Eukaryota; Viridiplantae; Streptophyta; Magnoliopsida; Fabales; Fabaceae. The coding region runs from base 125 to 526 and encodes 133 amino acids.